This is a messenger RNA of Humulus lupulus (European hop), 720 nucleotides long. RefSeq names its product autophagy-related protein 8f. Lineage: Eukaryota; Viridiplantae; Streptophyta; Magnoliopsida; Rosales; Cannabaceae. The record is from RefSeq and is a predicted model, not a curated record. Gene Ontology annotation, biological process: cellular response to nitrogen starvation. The transcript has 6 exons. Bases 149 to 505 code for a protein of 118 amino acids.
CGUUGAAAAAAAAGAAAAAUCACUCAAGAAAAAGCAGCCAUUGUUAUCAUCAUCAACAAAACCGUGAGAGCUCUCGUCAGACUUGGACUCACUGAUCGAAAACGAUAAAGCUCUCAUAAGUGAAACUGAGUUAGUGAUUUCAGGUGGAAUGGCGAAGAGCUACUUCAAGCAAGAGCAUGAUCUUGAUAAGAGACGUGCAGAGGCUGCUAGGAUUAGAGAGAAAUACCCUGAUAGGAUUCCGGUGAUUGUGGAGAAAGCAGAGAGAAGUGAUAUUCCAAAUAUUGAUAAGAAAAAGUACCUUGUCCCAGCUGACCUAACCGUGGGGCAAUUUGUUUAUGUGAUCCGCAAAAGGAUUAAACUAAGUGCAGAAAAGGCAAUCUUUAUUUUUGUGGACAACGUUCUCCCACCUACAGGUGCAAUUAUGUCUGCCAUAUAUGAAGAAAAGAAGGAUGAAGAUGGAUUUCUUUAUGUCACUUACAGUGGUGAGAACACUUUUGGUUUCUAAAUCCUAAGACAGCCUCUGAUUCACCUCUGCCCAUCUUCAUUAUCUUAUCACUUUUCUAUGCUAAUGUUUCUCUUAUUCUCCCUACUAUAUGAACAACUUGCUGGUGAUAUUGUGUAUAUAUAUUUAAAUUUGAAUAUAUAUGUAUGUACAUACUACUACUACUACUACUACUACUAUUAAGCACCUUGUUAAUGCUAAAUUCGUAUUCUCAGUCA